This is a messenger RNA of Colletotrichum chrysophilum, 921 nucleotides long. RefSeq lists its product as uncharacterized. NCBI's taxonomy places the organism in Eukaryota, Fungi, Ascomycota, Sordariomycetes, Glomerellales, Glomerellaceae. The record is from RefSeq and is a predicted model, not a curated record. Gene Ontology annotation, molecular function: oxidoreductase activity. The transcript has a single exon. The coding region runs from base 1 to 921 and encodes 306 amino acids.
AUGGCGAAAUCAGUCCUCAUUAUCGGUGUCAAUGGCACUUUGGGCGCCAAGAUCCUAGAUGCCCUGGUCGCUUCCCAGUCUUUCAAACUGAGUGCCCUUAGGCGUGCGGGCUCCAAGAGCACCAUCCAGUACCCAGUUGAUCAAGUUGCUGUCGUCGAAGUCGAUAGCGAUCUCUCUUUUGAGGGCUUGAAGAAAGCAUUCACUGGGCAAGAUGCCGUCAUCGUCAGCUUCCGUCUGCGAGACCUCGAACAGCAUCUGCGCAUUGCUGAGGCCGCCGAGGCCGCCGGCGUAAAGCACCUUAUCCCCGCCGAUUUCGGCAGCAUUGACGCUGAUAACCCUCGCGCCCGCGAGCUCAUUCCCCUCUAUCGCCACAAGAGAGCUGUCCGACUCAAGGCUCAAGAAUUGGCCGACAAGAACAAAGAUUUCGCUUGGACGGGCAUUGUCUGCGGUCAUUUCUUCGACUGGGGCAUCAGAGAAGGGUUUCUCCACGCCUAUCUGGACAAAAAGGUGAUCGACAUCAUUGACGGCGGUAAUUUAAAAGCAUCUGCUGCCACUCUCCCCAGGGUGGGCGAAGCCGUCGUGCGCAUUCUCCAGAAGGGUGUGACCGACGUGACGAGAAACAAGACGCUUUUUGUUCAGAGUUUCUGCAUCACUCAAAAAGAACUCAUCAAGAGUCUAGGGAAGGCAACAGGCGCGGAAUGGAAAAUCAACGACCUCAACUCUCAGAAAUUCAUCGAAGAGCACAAGACGAAGGCAGACGCAGGCGAUCACAAUGCCAUCGAAGACCUUGUAUUUGCAGUCGGCACUUUAGAUGCCGAUUGGACCAAGCAUCCUGACUUCGCCAUGGAGGCUUUGGGUUUGGAAGACGAAGACUUAGAUGCCAUAGUCGCAGAUAUUGUUGCCAACCCAACCGGGAAAUAA